Molecule: messenger RNA, 366 nt
Organism: Chenopodium quinoa (quinoa)
Lineage: Eukaryota; Viridiplantae; Streptophyta; Magnoliopsida; Caryophyllales; Amaranthaceae
Product: auxin-responsive protein SAUR32-like
Exons: 1
Coding region: 1-366 (121 amino acids)
Biological process (GO): response to auxin
Source: RefSeq, a predicted model, not a curated record
AUGGUAGGAAAAAUGAUGAGUCUAAUGAAGCUUAAGAAGUUUGUAAAGAAGCUAAGGUGGUGCAUGAAAGUGUUACAAUUGCAACCAAUUCGAACGAUCCCUAGUAACGAAGAGUUGGUGGAGAUCCUAGGCCAAAAGGCGGCAUUGCCACCAAAAGGGCAUUUCGCGGUGUUAGCAGGGAAGGGUGAUGACGAGGAGGCCGAGCUGAGGAAGUUUGUGGUGGAGUUAAGGUUUUUAAGAAACCCUACACUUUUGAAGUUGUUAAAAGAAGCUGAAGAAGAGUAUGGUUUUCAACAAGAAGGUGCAUUGGUUGUACCUUGUAAGCCUGAAGAAUUAAAAAAGAUAUUAUUGGAGGACAAAUUCUAA